Paraglomus occultum is the source of this 285-nucleotide messenger RNA. The record is from the annotation of a GenBank genome assembly. Lineage: Eukaryota; Fungi; Glomeromycota; Glomeromycetes; Paraglomerales; Paraglomeraceae.
GUGGACAUUGUGGCGGCACCAGCGCGAAGCAUGUCUGCUACACACAACACCAUUUUAUCAAUAAGGCGCAAAAGAGUGAGUGCCAGUUCGCCUGGCAACUGUCCGCGAUUGAUAGAUAAAUGGGGGACACCGACUCAAAAGUCGAAACACAACAGAAAUAUCCCCACAGAGCAAACCAAGCCGUUAUGGUCGCAGGGGACGGCACCAGCGCGAAGCAUGUCUGCUAUACACCCAGCAACGCGGCAUCAAAGCGGCGCACCCGACACUGGCGCUCCGUGCAUCUGA